This is a messenger RNA of Kickxella alabastrina, 732 nucleotides long. RefSeq lists its product as uncharacterized. The record is from RefSeq and is a predicted model, not a curated record. The transcript has a single exon. NCBI's taxonomy places the organism in Eukaryota, Fungi, Kickxellomycota, Kickxellomycetes, Kickxellales, Kickxellaceae. The coding region runs from base 1 to 732 and encodes 243 amino acids.
AUGCACAGACACAGCGAGGCUUCCGAUGCCAGCCGCGGCAACAACGUUGAUUUGCACACAGUAGCAUCAGCCAGCUCUUGCAGCCAAGGAAAGGACCACACAGCUGAGGUCACAUCCAUAGCCGACACUGCAGAGUCGUAUCCCAGCAGGUGCGAGUCGCCUCUCCUGCCCAUGGGCCAAGGCGCAGCGUGCCGGAUUGACCCCGAUCGGCUGUCGCAGCAGCUGGGGAAGCACAGCAAUAGGCAAAGCCAAUACUCGAUGGUAUACAAGAACUAUGAUAUCCACGACGACGAGGAAGACGAUACCCAGAACCGGAUGGAGGAAGUGUCCGGCAAGCAUCCGCGUAGCGCCACAAUGGUCGGGAGCUCAUUGAGAGGCAGCAAACACGGGCUUCUGCCUUCUGGGACGCUUAGUCGAUAUCAAAUGCGGAGGCAGCGCACGCUGAUAGGAUCCAAUACAUAUCGCAAUGAUGGAAGCAGCAAUGGUGGUGGCUCGUCCUUGUCAGCAGCAGGAGCAGCAGUCGGUCAGACAUCGCCUGUGCGGGAGCUUUCAUCCAAGCUAAAGUCUGCCUGCCGCAAGCUCAACCCCAAGCGCCUAACACGGCAUGGCCACCACCACCAGGCUGAUCACGCCAGCUCUGCUGGGGCACCCGCUGAUCCAUCGCAUGACACUAUUUCGACAGACACGAUGGAGUUUGUCUCUACUUUUGCCCAUGACCGGGCAGUCAAGUAA